Molecule: messenger RNA, 675 nt
Organism: Pedinophyceae sp. YPF-701
Lineage: Eukaryota; Viridiplantae; Chlorophyta; Pedinophyceae
Source: the annotation of a GenBank genome assembly
AUGUCGGGUGCUGCCGGCUGUGCGCUCUGCAGCGCGCCUGUGGCACCGCGCGGCGCCGGGGCGUCGUCGCGCGUCGUGCGGGGGCCCGCGGCGCGGCUGGACGUGGCCGUGCGCGCCCACGCUCGGAGGGAGCUGCUGACGGGUGGUGCGGCCGGGCUCGCGGCGGGGCUGGUGGCGUUGUCGCGGCCCGGUGCCGCAGGCGCGGAAACAGCCGCGUCGCCCCUCGCGAGCGGCGGACGAGGGAUCGACAAGUACAUCCGGAAGCGGAAACUCGAUCCGCUCGAGACGUACCUCCCGCCCAUGAUCCAGGGGCGCGAGCAGGUGCUGCUUGUGGCGGAGGUUCUCGACGACCCGAAGUCGGCGCGGAGCCUCCUGCGCGAGGGCGCGAUGAAGGGGUUCCGGGAGAACGCGCGCGCCGUGGGGCAGUACUCGAAGGAGAACGGCGGUCCGGAGAAGGCGGAGGCUAUCUUCAAGCAGCUCGAAGCUCUCGACUUGACGCUGGCGAGCGCGCUGCGGGACGAGAAGUCCGUCCUGGACGAGCAGGCUGCGCGCAGGCAGCUGGACGCGGCGAUCACGGCGGUGGACGCCCUCCUGGCCGCGGCCCCGCCGGACGCCGUUGCGCAGGCGCGGAGGGUCGUGGCGGUGAUCGAGGGCAGGGACGUGGACGCGAGCUGA